This is a messenger RNA of Peromyscus maniculatus bairdii (prairie deer mouse), 695 nucleotides long. It is a transcript of the gene Ppp1r14b, whose product is annotated as protein phosphatase 1 regulatory inhibitor subunit 14B. NCBI's taxonomy places the organism in Eukaryota, Metazoa, Chordata, Mammalia, Rodentia, Cricetidae. Gene Ontology annotation, cellular component: cytoplasm. The record is from RefSeq and is a predicted model, not a curated record. Gene Ontology annotation, biological process: innate immune response; regulation of phosphorylation. Gene Ontology annotation, molecular function: protein serine/threonine phosphatase inhibitor activity.
GGGGGCGCGGCGUUGGCUGCCCCGGCCCCCGGGCCGGGCAGUGGGAGCACAGGGCCCCGCGUCUACUUCCAGAGUCCCCCAGGGGCCGCAGGCGAAGGCCCGGGGGGCGCCGAUGAUGAUGGCCCGGUGAGACGGCAAGGGAAGGUCACCGUCAAGUACGACCGCAAGGAGCUACGGAAGCGCCUCAACCUGGAGGAGUGGAUCUUAGAACAGCUCACGCGUCUCUACGACUGCCAGGAAGAGGAGAUCCCAGAGCUGGAGAUAGACGUGGACGAACUCUUGGACAUGGAAAGUGAUGAUACCCGGGCUGCUCGAGUCAAGGAGCUGUUAGUUGACUGUUACAAACCCACUGAGGCCUUCAUCUCUGGCCUGCUGGACAAGAUCCGGGGCAUGCAGAAGCUGAGCACACCCCAGAAGAAGUAAGGGUCCUGACCCAGAUGACCAUGGCUCCCACAGGACAAUCGCUGCCCCUCAACCUUGUAGCAACAGCAAUACCAGGGACCCUGCAGCCAGGCCUGGUGCCAUGAGCAGGGAUCCCCAUGCCCCUGCCUAGGGGCCACUUCCCUUGCCCUCAGUUUUCCAUUUUUGGGGUUUUUUAUUGUUAUUAAACUGAUGGGACUUUUUGUGUUUUUAUAUUGAUUCUGCGGCGCAGGCCCUUUAAAAAUAAAGCUAGGAUACGCCUUUGGAGCAGCUAA